CGCGUAAACCUUGUUUUCAGACUAAACUUGCCUCCUCCCCCAAAAAAACUCAGAUCUCUCUCUCAAUUUCUGUUAUUCUCCAACAAAUUCCGGCGCCAUUAACACCCACACUUUUCUUCGCUGCAUCCACACAAUCGGACAUUGCUGCGAAUCUUCAAAGUCCAGUCCAGUCCAGUCUGGUUCUUGAUACUUAGUGAGUUAAUAACAACCGGUCAUGGCGAAAUAUUACGAUAUCGAUGACAUCUUAGCAGAUGAAGAGCUCGUUCCAGCGGUGUUCCUCGAAGCAGUAAACGGAGUUGGUUUACUUCAAUCGAAUGAAACAAACAGGAUAGAACCUAGGUCAAAGGUAGAAUUACCGUUCUGGCUCGCUAGUGAACUGCACCUGAGACAGGCAGCAUCCGUCAACGUUCCUCCAUGUUAUAAUAAGAAAACUCGAGAAGAAAUUGGGGCUGAUGGUGCACACGUGGACUUAAGAUCUCGAUGCUCGUAUUUUUAUCAGUUAGGAUGCAAGAUAGUGCAACUGAUCGGUGACAAAACUAUUGGAUCUUUACUCUUGGUUGCUUUCCAGAUAAGGUAUAAGGAAGUUUUGAUCAAGGCGCAUACAUCAGCAUCGAUACUGGGCCCGAAGUUUUUAUCGCUAUUAACGAAAGAAGAAACAAAAUUGUAUGAUGCUGCUAAGUCAUCAACUGCGGCAUUUAAGAGCUGGCGUAUGGGUGGACCGAGGUUUCAAAAGGCUUCUGUUCUUGGUAGAAAGAGGAAACCGAUUGGUGAGUAAUGUUCAUUAGGUGAACCAAGUGCUGCUAAUUAGCCGUUAGCCACUGCUCGUGUGGCUCACAUGCUUAUGGUUGGGUUUAAUAUUGUUGUAAAUCCGAGGAGUUUGGUUUGUCAUUCACAGUUCUUGUAAGUUGAGACGAUCUGACACGGUGUUGUGUCUGUUUAUCUGGACUUUGGUAUUUACUGUUGAAGUUUUGUUUCUAUCAAAUGUAUUAAUGACAUGCUAUUGGUAAAUUUGACAUUGUUA
Molecule: messenger RNA, 1021 nt
Organism: Helianthus annuus (common sunflower)
Lineage: Eukaryota; Viridiplantae; Streptophyta; Magnoliopsida; Asterales; Asteraceae
Product: DNA replication complex GINS protein PSF3
Exons: 7
Coding region: 215-775 (186 amino acids)
Biological process (GO): mitotic DNA replication initiation
Cellular component (GO): GINS complex
Source: RefSeq, a predicted model, not a curated record